Molecule: messenger RNA, 4405 nt
Organism: Echinops telfairi (small Madagascar hedgehog)
Lineage: Eukaryota; Metazoa; Chordata; Mammalia; Afrosoricida; Tenrecidae
Gene: DGKK
Product: diacylglycerol kinase kappa
Exons: 28
Coding region: 1-3582 (1193 amino acids)
Biological process (GO): intracellular signal transduction; diacylglycerol metabolic process; lipid phosphorylation
Molecular function (GO): ATP-dependent diacylglycerol kinase activity
Source: RefSeq, a predicted model, not a curated record
AUGGACCGCGGAGCUGCGGCGGCCCAGGACACCGCUCCACCUCAGGAUGAAGACGACCCUGAAGAGCCUCCAGAGCCACCGCCGCCGCCGCAGCCACCACCACCGCAGGCUCCUCAGCUGCCCCAGGAGCCUUUACCAGAACUGGCAGCACAGUCUUGUCCAGAGUCGGCUCCAAAGCCUUGUCUGGAGGCGAAUCCAGAGCCAGCCACAGAACUCGACAUAGAACCAACAACAGAACCAGCCGCAGAACCAGUCACAGAGUCAUGCCCAGAGUCCGCUUCAGCGAGCUAUUCGAAGACGAGCCCAGCACCAUGCCUAUUGCAGUGGCCAGCGAUCGCUCUAGAGAGGAGACUACAGACCUCCUCAUCGCCAGCGCUCAAAAUGUCAGUGCGGUUGUCCAGUAGAGAGAAAAUACUGAAAGAAGGACCCUUGCUGAAGAACUGUAACUCCUUCAAGAGAUGGAAGCUUAGAUAUAUUCUUGUUCAAGGACAAAAUCUCUGCUUUGCUCACCAUCCUGCGUUUGCACACUUUGAAACAAUUGAUCUGUCUCGUGUUGCUUUGGCGGAAGGCAACUGUAGGAAUCUCUGCCACAGUUUUUGUGUAAUCACACCACAGAGAAAAGUCACCUUGGCUGCACCCAACCGAAAAGAUAUGGAAGAAUGGAUUAAUGUCAUAAAAACUGUUCAGCAGGGAGAAAUUCGAAAGAUACCUGAAGCAGAGAACAAUCCUUUCCUUGUUGGCAUGCACUACUGGUACUCCAGCCACAGUAAUCAGACCCAGCACUGCAAUGUUUGUCGAGAGAGGAUUCCUGCAUUAUCUAGAAAUAUUAUCAUCUGUGAAGUAUGCAAAAUCAGAUCUCACAGAUUAUGUGCUUUGAGGGCAAGCAAAGACUGCAAGUGGAAUACUUUGUCUCUGACUGAUGAUCUCCUGCUACCUGCAGAUGAAAUAAAAAGCAUGCCACAUCAAUGGAUAGAAGGGAACAUGUCUGUCAGCUCUCAGUGUGCAGUGUGUCAUGAGAACUGUGGCAGCUAUCGAAGACUUCAAGAUUUCCAGUGUCUGUGGUGCAAUUCUAUAGUGCACGAACACUGCAAAAUACGGUUUUCCCAGGAAUGUUGGUUUGGACGUCAUCGUUCAUCAGUCAUUCCUCCUACUGCCCUCAGUGACCCUAAGGGUGAUGGUCAAUUAGUGGUUUCUUCAGACUUUUGGAACCUUGAUUGGUCAUCAGCCUGUUCAUGUCCUCUACUUAUCUUCAUCAACUCCAAGAGUGGAGAUCAUCAAGGAAUCGUUUUUCUCAGAAAAUUCAAGCAGUACCUAAACCCAUCUCAAGUGUUUGACUUGACAAAGAGUGGACCUGAAGUAGGGCUUAAUAUGUUCAAGAACUUUGCUCGCUUUCGAAUUGUAGUUUGUGGUGGAGAUGGCACUGUGAGCUGGGUCUUAUCUCUGAUUGAUGUCUUUGGAUUGCAUGAAAAGUGUCAGCUUGCAGUCAUCCCACUCGGAACUGGAAAUGAUGUGGCCCGUGUCCUGGGCUGGGGUGCAUAUUGGAAAAAGAAGAAGUCACCCCUGACUAUCCUCAAAAGGGUGGAGCAAGCUAGCGUGAGGAUUCUAGACAGAUGGAGUGUAAUGAUCCGUGAGAAUCCGAGGCAAAUCCCAUUGCCAAAAGGACAAGUUGCAAUGGAUGUAAACCAGUUUGAGGCUGCUGCCAUUCAACACUUAGAAUCUGCAACUACUGAGCUGAACAAAAUCCUGAAGUCCAAGUGUCCCACAGAGACGAUCAUUGCAACCAGAUUCCUGUGCUCAGCUGUGGAAGAUUUUGUAGUUGAUUUUGUGAAGGCCUGGAGUCAAAUAAAACAGAACAAUACAGCAAUAGAGUCUGUAAUAUUGAAAAGUGAUUCAAUGUAUGAUAAGCUCAGCAUCUUGAUUGAUACCCUGGCCGAGGAGGAAACCGCUAGCCCUGUUGAGGAGAUUCCAAUAGCUUACCCAGACUAUGACAAAUCUGAUGCAAAGUCCUUCUUCACUCAACAAGAUCACAUAGCCCGAUGCAAGUUGGAGCUGUCCACAAAGGCCCAGAAUCUUCAGAAAUCCUUGAAACUCCUCAUAUUUCAAGUUGAACAAGUUCUAUAUGAGGAAAGCAGACAAACAAUAUCAGUUAAAAACUUUACUUCAACUUUCUUCUUGGAAGAUGACUCAGAAGAUACUAAUAGAACAAGCCCAAGACACCGUUCUCGUCAUAGCAUUUUGUCUUCUAUAUCAUCUCUCAAAAGUGAAGACCUAGAUAACCUCAAUUUGAUGCACUUACAUUUCAUGCCUGAAACAAUAUGCUUCAAAGAAAAAUGUGUCAUGAACAACUAUUUUGGAAUUGGACUGGAUGCUAAAAUUUCUCUGGAUUUCAACACAAGAAGAGAUGAACACCCAGGACAAUACAACAGCCGCCUUAAGAACAAGAUGUGGUACGGCCUUUUGGGAAGCAAGGAACUUUUGCAUCGCUCUUACAGAAAUCUAGAAGAACGAGUGCACCUAGAGUGUGAUGGAGAAACCAUCCCCUUGCCAAACCUACAGGGCAUUGUAGUGCUCAACAUUACCAGCUACGCUGGAGGGGUCAACUUCUGGGGAAGCAGCACAGCGACCAUGGAAUAUGACAGUCCUGCAAUCGAUGAUGGGAAGCUGGAAGUUGUGGCAAUUUUUGGUUCCAUGCAGAUGGCAAUGUCUCGUAUCAUCAAGCUACAUCAUCAUCGUAUUGCUCAGUGUCGUGAAGUGAUGAUAACAAUUGAUGGGGAAGAAGGUAUCCCAGUGCAAGUGGAUGGGGAGGCCUGGAUUCAGAGGCCAGGCCUUAUCAAGAUUAAAUACAAGAAUGGUGCCCAGAUGCUGACAAGAAAUCGGGACUAUGAGAAAUCAAUGAAAUUGUGGGAGUGCAAGCAUGAUGAAAUCCAAGCUGCUCCUCCACCCCAGCUAGACUUUGAGGAAUCUCAAGAUAGCCUUACUGAUGAAGAGUAUGCCCAGAUGCAGCACUUGGCUCGGCUUGCAGAAAACCUCAUCAGCAGACUUACUGAUCUGAACAAGUUCUACCAGCAUGUGUCUGUCCUAAUGGAUUCUGUAAAUGCCAGUACCGAAAUACUGAAUGAUACAUUUUAUGGACAAGACAGUGGCAAUGAGGCAGCUGCAGCUUCCUGCACUCCCAUUGAGACACUGAGCAGAAAUGAUGCAGUGAAUCUUACAUUUAGUCUUAAAGGGCUCUACAAUGAUACCAAGACUUUCCUGGAUGAACACUUGAUAAGAAAUGCUGAGGUUGAAACUAUACUGCAAGCCACUCUGGAUGCCAUGGACAAAGAGUUUGAAAAGCUGUCAGAGAUAGACUGGAUGAAUCAAAUCCUUGUGCCAGAGGAAAAAUCUUCAGGCACUUACACUAGAAGCUUCAAGUUGAAAGUCAAGUUCCCUAAAUUGGGAAAGAAGAAGCUAGAAGAGGAACAUAAGCCUAAAUCAGGACAAAGAUUCCAAGGAUUUUUUGGCAACUUGUGGCAUCGCAGAACCCAUGAAGAUGAAGCAAAAAAUAAUAAUCCUCCAACACCACAAAGACCUCAACUGUAGCCCUUAAUAGCUGGAAGAACUCGCAACAUCUAGAACUCUACUAAAACUCUUGAAACCUCACUAUAAGCUAGAGUAAAUUAUUUCUGAAUAAACAUGAGCACCACCAAGAGAGACCCUCCAUUCCUUACACUAAUACAUUUUCCUGGACUCAGUAUAGGACUCCUUAGAGGUUUACAUUUUCUCCUUUGCCAAAGAUUCUUGUUCCAAAUUAUCUUAUUCAGUUCUCUUUCUCUGUGUGCAGCUUUACCAAUUACAAUAUUUAAUUGGCUCUGUAUGAAUGGCUUUGGAUCUAUAAAUGAACUCACACUUUCAGAGAGUUUAGAAAUGGUUUCUUCUGACUGACAGAAAACUUACUGAUGAGACAGAAAGAGAUAGAGAGAUUCUCAGGAAGAUUAAAAAGGGGGACAAGGCAAGCAGGUUUGUCUGUGUAUCUUCCUUGUGUAUCCAAUCCUUGCCAAAUGCAUUUAGAAACUUCAGAAGGUCUUGUCUAGUUGAUUGACAUGAGAACUAGAUCCCAUGGGCUUGUCCUGUUAAAAUGAUCAUUUGAAUAUUCUUGUAGGUGUGAUAAUUGUGCUUUUUCUACAAACCCUUUGUGUUUUUCCACCUGUGUAUGUAUGUCUUUGUACAUGUUUAGGUAGUGCUCUCAUGGCUGAUUGGGCCCAUUGGCUGGAGCUCACUCUCUACAGCAACCAUACAGGCUCCCCUACUAUUGCCUUGAUAUUAGGCUGCAUGCCUCCAGAGUGUUUGCCUGCAUUCUUGCUGAACUUUGAAGCUAAAUAUUUUGCCACUGUGCUGCAGUUUACAUGAUGUACAAAGGCAUUAA